Geodia barretti is the source of this 810-nucleotide messenger RNA. The record is from the annotation of a GenBank genome assembly. NCBI's taxonomy places the organism in Eukaryota, Metazoa, Porifera, Demospongiae, Tetractinellida, Geodiidae.
AUGGCGGGGAUUGAGAAGCACCCUGAAACGAACUUCGUAGAGCUUUAUCGAGAUAUCAGUGCAUCCGAGUACAUGGAAUUCAAGCUAAACAACCCCGACUUCGAAUUUCAACGGGAAAAUGCGCUUCGUUGCUGCUACGAAGGGCUCCAGUCGCUGCCCAACGGACUGAGAGUCUUGGACUACGGAUCCGGAGCCUCUCUCCACGAGACGGUACUCACUGCCGCAAAGGCCUCGGAAAUAGUUCUCUCCGACUACUCCCCUAAAAAUCGAGAGGCCCUUCGUCUGUGGUUGAACGGCGAUCCAGCGGCGUUCGAUUGGAUACCGCACUUUCGACGUACGUUGCGAGAAAUCGAGGAAGGAGGAGAGAAGGAAUUGUCGCAUAGAGUGGAAACGAUACGACGUGUGGCGAAAGCCGUCGUCCACUGCGAUCUAUCUCAAGACCCGCCCAUCCAGAGGGGCUACGACGUUCAAUACGACCUGAUAUACAGCUCAUUUUGCCUGUGUGCCGCAGCUAACUCCCACGAGGAAUACCGACAGGGGAUAAACAAACUCGCAAAAUUACUCAAACCCGGAGGAGUUCUUAUGAUGUACGAAUCGGAGCACAAGGAAUGCCAGCAGUCUUUCUACUACAUCAAAAGCAGCAAGUUUCCGUACGUGGCUGUAACCAGUGAAUUUGUGGCGGGAGCAUUUCGUGAUGCUGGUUUUGUUGCCGUGUCUGUACGCUCGGUGGAAAUGGAUCCCAACCAUUCGUUUAGAGUCCAGAGGCCUGAAAGAAUUGGGUACUUUCACAUUCAAGGCAUCAAAGCAUGA